Molecule: messenger RNA, 1553 nt
Organism: Andrographis paniculata
Lineage: Eukaryota; Viridiplantae; Streptophyta; Magnoliopsida; Lamiales; Acanthaceae
Product: putative tRNA (cytidine(32)/guanosine(34)-2'-O)-methyltransferase
Exons: 12
Coding region: 286-1248 (320 amino acids)
Biological process (GO): tRNA methylation; cytoplasmic translation
Cellular component (GO): cytoplasm
Molecular function (GO): tRNA methyltransferase activity
Source: RefSeq, a predicted model, not a curated record
GGGAAGCCAAUCAAACACAACUUUCUUUUCCUAAACCCAAAUUAUAACUCGAAUCCGAAAGCUGAGGAAGAACCCUAGUAAAUCACCCUCGCCUCACCUGCACAGCCGCCGCCUCCGCUCCCUCCUCCGCGUCCAAGGCCGUCGUCCGCCGCUCGGACGCGACCGCCGGCCCCCUCCGCCUUCCACUUCCUCUUCAAAUUUGGAGUUAGCAUUGAUUUCAUGCUUUGGGUUUGGUAGCCAGUGAUCACUUUGUUAGAAUUGUAACAUUACAUCAACUAAGAAUCAAUGGGAAAAGCAUCAAGAGAUAAAAGGGACAUCUACUAUAGAAAAGCCAAAGAGGAAGGGUGGCGUGCCCGGAGUGCCUUUAAAUUGCUUCAGAUUGAUGAGGAGUUCAAAAUAUUUGAAGGGGUGAAGCGUGUGGUGGAUCUAUGUGCAGCCCCGGGAAGCUGGAGUCAGGUCUUAAGCCGAAAACUUUAUCUGCCAGCCAAGCUCUCGCCUGAUUCCAAGGAGAGUGAUCUACCACUGAUUGUGGCCAUUGACUUGCAGCCAAUGGCUCCUAUAGAAGGUGUUAUUCAAGUCCAAGGAGAUAUAACAAAUGCCCGGACAGCUGAAACGGUCAUUCGACAUUUCGAUGGAGGGAAGGCUGAUCUUAUUGUGUGUGAUGGUGCACCUGAUGUGACUGGCCUGCAUGAUAUGGAUGAAUUUGUGCAGUCACAGCUCAUAUUGGCGGGUUUAACUAUAGUUACACAUAUACUGAAAAAGGGUGGAACAUUUAUUGCAAAAGUAUUUCGAGGAAAAGAUACUAGUCUCCUUUACUCUCAGCUAAAAUUAUUCUUCAUGGAAGUGACAUUUGCUAAGCCUAAAAGCAGUCGCAAUUCAAGCAUAGAGGCAUUUGUUGUGUGCGUGAAUUACUCACCCCCCGAAGGCUUUAGAGAAGAAGAUCUGUACCGCCUCCUGGAGAAAGUCGGAAGCCCUUCAGGCAUUCUUGAUGAUGAUCAUCAAGAUUGCAGCAGUGCUUGGUUGGAAGGGCCGAACAAGGUGUAUAUUCCAUUUUUGGCGUGCGGGGACCUUGCUGGAUAUGACUCUGAUCGUUCAUAUCCGCUCCCAAGAAAUCCCGAUGGAUCUUAUCGGACAUUAGAUCCCGUGCAGCCUCCCAUUGCACCGCCGUAUAAACGAGCUUUGGAAAUGAGGAAAGCUUCAAAUCAUGGCGUUCAAGUCAGCCUGGAAAAACUUGGCCUUGAUCCCUGAGUUUGCUCAUCAAGGUAUGCAUUUUAAUUCUAUUAUAGAUACUUGUUAUUUGUUAGAUAGGCAUCAUAAUGAAGCUGAUAUUGGAAAUUAUUGUCAUUAUUAUUAUUAGAGGGAGAUUUUGUCAUUCUAAGUAGAAAGAAAAUAGCUUACUGAAAUUAUAUGAUAAGAAAUAAGAAUAAGGCAAUGAUGACUAUGGUAGGAGUAUAUACCUGAAAUUUUAAAUAUUGUAAAUUAUAUACAUAUUUUUAACAUCAUAUGUAUCAAUGAAGUUGGAUUGGGUAUAUGAUGUCAAUCAUGGAACCAAU